Drosophila takahashii is the source of this 1269-nucleotide messenger RNA. The record is from RefSeq and is a predicted model, not a curated record. NCBI's taxonomy places the organism in Eukaryota, Metazoa, Arthropoda, Insecta, Diptera, Drosophilidae.
AUGCGUAAAAUCAAGGACAUCGCCAAUAUCCUCAGAUCCUUGGAUGGUUUUGUUUUGACAGCGUUGCAUUGCCUUUCCAAUGAUAGCAUGUCGGUGCGCUUGGGUGAAUCUACGAGGAACCCCGUCGGAAAUUUUGAAUUCCCUGUCGAUGGAAAAUGGGUUCCUAAAAAACGCGAUAUAAACCUGGAUGACAUAGGACUCCUUCGAAUGAAAAUAGAUGUGCUGCUCUCAGAUUAUAUCAGACCGAUAUGCCUACUCUACAAUGAGGAAACGCCAUUCAAAUUUCAAUUUAAGGUCACUGGCUGGGGUAUGCUUGAAAAUGGUGAAAUGGGUCGCAUUCUUCAGAACGCCACUGUGAAUCGUAUGUAUUGUACCUGGAUAUGGUUUGCCGGGCGAGAUACGAGUAGGAUUUGUGCCGGCAGUCAAACCAGUGAUUCAUGUGCUGGCUACUCUGGGGGGCCUUUGAGCGCAGAGAUCGAUUACCACGGAGAAUUUCGGCCCAUGCUAUACGGAAUUGUCAGCUCUGGAUCGAAAAGUUGUAGAGGUCGAGGUGUUUACACAUAUGUGUCGUACUAUAUGAACUGGAUUACAGAUCUUAAGAAUCGCCACUCGAAUGGAACUUCAAGUUUCGUUGUCACGGCGGCGCACUGCAUUUCCAAUGUCAAUAUGACGGUGCGAUUGGGCGAAUACGAUACGCGGCAUCCGAGAAAAAUUUAUGAAUUCGAAGUCGAUCGAAGAAUGUUUCCCCAAGAAUACCUUGAAUCAAACAACGAACAGUAUGACAUAGGACUCCUUCGAAUGGCCAUGGAGGUCCUGUUCUCAGAUUAUAUUAGACCGAUAUGUCUGCUCUACAGUGUGGAAAUGCCAAUCGUAUCACGAUUUAAAGUUACCGGCUGGGGUAGACUUGCCAAUAGUGAAUUUAGUCCUAUUCUGCAGACUGCCACUGUAUCUGAAAUAGAUCGUAGGCGUUGUGCCAAUAAACAUAAGUAUAUAGUUGAUCAAAGCCAGAUUUGUGCCGGCAGUAAUUCCAGUGACUCAUGUGAUGGAGACUCUGGAGGUCCUUUGAGCGCAGAGGUCAAUUACAACGGAGAAGUUCGGCCCGUUCUAUACGGAAUUGUCAGCUAUGGAUCUCCCAAUUGUAAAGGUCUAGGUGUUUACACAAAUGUGACGCACUACAUGAACUGGAUUAUAGGUGUUAUGACUCGCAACUCAAAUGAUAUUGAGUUAAAUUUAACUGGGUCAGCCCUCUGCUGCAAUAGAACAGGUUAA